Molecule: messenger RNA, 228 nt
Organism: Prunus armeniaca (apricot)
Lineage: Eukaryota; Viridiplantae; Streptophyta; Magnoliopsida; Rosales; Rosaceae
Source: the annotation of a GenBank genome assembly
AUGAAAUUAUGCACUGAUCACUCUCUAGCGUCCUCUAGGAGAGUGGGUCUUGCUAUGUCAAGACUCGAGAUUACUACGACGACUAAUUGGAUGCAGUGGCCUGACUGGCAAAUGCAAGUUGACGGAAUUGUUUUCUGGAUUGAGGAAGGAAGGGUUUUAGCCAGGUCGAUUUGCGAUAGUAUGGAGACCAUGAUGACCGAUUUUCUCAUCCCGAUUUGCCUUAACUGA